AUGGUUGCCUUGGCUUGGCUCUGGACGCUUUUGUGCUGCGGGGUCCAGCCGUGGCGCUCCUCGGACGGGCCGCCUCUGCUCUGCGCUUAUCGGGCCUCAGACAGGGAAGGGGCAUCAAAGCUCGUCUGCUUCGAAAGCUCCACUGGAUCCCCUUUGGGGGAUCCGCUGGAGUCCUUGGCCUCACCAGACUCGCAGGCUAAGUCCUUGGCCUUGCUUCGAAUCCAGCCCCCAUGGCCGCGUCCUAUACGCUUCACGCUUGCUGCAGAUGGCGGCCACAUGGCCUUCGUCAUCAGUCGGGAGGGACGGCGCCCCUUCGUGCUGGCAGCAUACGAAGUUCACCGAGCCUACUUCCAGGAGGCAGCACGUGUGGAUCUUGAUGGUGGGCUGGACCCGACAGCUCUUUACGGUUUCACUGAUGGUCGAGUUUUCAUUGGCUAUAGGAAUAGAGUCUGCUUCGUAAACCUGCAGGAAGGAACACAAAGAGUUUUGCUUGAUCUGUCAGACCGCAGAAUGUCCAAGCCAUUCGAUGCCUUUGCAUGGAAUGGUGCAAACCUUCUGGUCGCAGUGGAUGACUUUUCUGUACCGCACUGGAUGGUGUUGUUUGACGUUUCUGCCCGUGCGGAACCACAACAUCUCAAUACAGUCCGCUUGGCCAAUGGCGUCAACGACCAUUACGUGGAUGCGCUUUUUCUAGACCCUGGCUCGUUGAUGCUGCUGAGCAGGUUCGACCACAUGGGAGGCUUUGGUUCGGUAUUAUCCUUUCUAUCGCUGGAUUCUAGCGGCCGAGACUUCACCCGGCUUGAUGUGUCUGAGUUCCAAGAUCGCGACACUGGAGAAGACGACACGUUGGUCGGGGCCUUCUCCCGCAUGAUAAAUCUGGAAAAGAGCUCCGACAACGAACUUGUCAUUGCCGCAGGGGAGCGGGGGCUUCUGAUCGUACCCCGAGAGACACAGAAGGAAUGCUUUCGCUUGGCGGACAGGGAUCAGGUGAAACACCUGUUAAAAAGCGAUGUGAAGGUUGUCAGAACAGCUUUUCCUACUGUACAGGUGCGCUGCCAUCAAAAUAUGACUGUGGCCUUAGAGAUUCAGUCUUUACAUAUGUUCCCUGGCCGGCCUGAUGUCAAACAGUUCCACAUAUCCGUCUACAACCGUGAAUGGGAAGAGGUGCUGGCCUUCGAGUGGCCUGUCACGGUUGCAGACUUGCAGGAUGACGCGAAGCUUUGA
This is a messenger RNA of Symbiodinium necroappetens, 1224 nucleotides long. Lineage: Eukaryota; Dinophyceae; Suessiales; Symbiodiniaceae. The record is from the annotation of a GenBank genome assembly.